AAAGUUCAGCGUGAGAUUGAUGAUGUGGUGGGGCCCGAUGGACAGCCCUGCAUGCAGCACAAGUCCAGAAUGCCCUACACCGAAGCUUGCAUCAUGGAGAUACAACGACUUGCUAACACUGUACCGCUGGGUGUGAUGCAUGCGAACAAUAUGGGACCGGCUGAGCUUGGAGGCUACACGAUUCCGGCGGGAACAGCGAUAUUUCCGAAUCUGUACGCCGUACAUAGCGACCCGAAGCUGUGGCCGGAACCUGCAGAGUUUCGACCACAGAGAUUCCUCGGCCCAGACGGGAAGGUGGUUAAACCCGACGGCUUCGUACCUUUCUCAAUGG
This is a messenger RNA of Priapulus caudatus, 331 nucleotides long. Its product is annotated as vitamin D 25-hydroxylase-like. The transcript has 2 exons. Gene Ontology annotation, cellular component: intracellular membrane-bounded organelle; cytoplasm. Lineage: Eukaryota; Metazoa; Priapulida; Priapulimorpha; Priapulimorphida; Priapulidae. The annotation marks the transcript as partial. Gene Ontology annotation, biological process: xenobiotic metabolic process. Gene Ontology annotation, molecular function: iron ion binding; heme binding; oxidoreductase activity, acting on paired donors, with incorporation or reduction of molecular oxygen, reduced flavin or flavoprotein as one donor, and incorporation of one atom of oxygen. The record is from RefSeq and is a predicted model, not a curated record.